This is a messenger RNA of Bursaphelenchus xylophilus (pine wood nematode), 5783 nucleotides long. NCBI's taxonomy places the organism in Eukaryota, Metazoa, Nematoda, Chromadorea, Rhabditida, Aphelenchoididae. The record is from the annotation of a GenBank genome assembly.
AUGUAUCGUCACAUCCAAGAAUUACAGAAAAGAGUGGCCGUAAUCGAACAGGAGCUGAGGUUGGAGGCUCUCUCCAACGAAAACACGAGAAUUAAGAGGCAGCGUAUGUUUUUAUUUUUUGUUUGUUUGUAAUUUAUAAAAACCUUGUAUAAUAUAUUAUUUUAGUGAGCGAAUUAGAAGGGCAGGAGAAGAUCGUUUUUCUUGAGACUCUCCGGCAGAGUAGAGAAAUAAGUGAAUUAGAAAACGUAAGCGAAGUAUACGGCCGCCUCAGAAUUUCAAACAGGAAACUAUUUGAUGUCGUAAAAGAACAUGGUCUGUUUGGUAAGUGUUUGUUGUUUUUGAGUGUGCACCAAAUUGAAAAUGUAUUUUUCUUACAAAAUUUUUAUUAUAUAUAUAUAUAUUAUUUCAGGAGGGGAGAGAAAAGGAACAGCACCCCAAGAACGAAAGAGGAGACAGAGCGUCUAGAAACUGUUUGUAACGUAAAAUAAUAUUAUGUACAGAGGGGUACAAUAUAUAUAUUAUUUCAGGAGGGGAGCCCAAAGCAAGGGAACCGCUUCAGGAUCUGCAAAAGGGAAUCAAGGACAUCGAAAAAGAAUUGAGGUUGGGCCAGUUGCAAAACCUGUCAAAUAAAAAUCAGAAACUCCAGCGUGCACGUAAGUUUUUUAUGUUUUGUUUGUUAUUGUAUUACCGUAAAUUACAAGCGCUGAAUCAGCGAAUCAAAUAGAUAGAACAAGAGAUGAAGAUGGAUCAAAUACGCCAACGUAAAAGCGAAAAUGAAAAGCUGGAACGUGCAUGUAUGCUUUUAUUUUCUCUUUUUAAAAUACUAUGUAUUAUAUAUUUAGUGAAAGACGUGGAAGAUCAAGAAAAAGUUGUGUUUUAUGAAAGCGUGUGGUUGAAUGGAGAAAACCUCUCCGUGGAAAUGGAAAUUAGCGAAGUCUAUGUUAGAUUGAAAACUUCAAAAAGGAAAUUGUUUGAAUAUAAAGUGGAAUCAAUUUUGCCUGAGUCCACAGUUUCAUUGCUGGAGUCAUCCUCUAGUUUGUGUCUCCGGGUUAUCAGGGGUAGUGAAUACUAGGAGUAGAGGGCAAGUUAGGGGCUCGACUCAUAGCUAAGUCUUGACAUUAUGAAGGAUUUUGGCCUCUUUGGUAAGUCUGCUUGUUUUUUUGAGUGUAGUGUUGAAAUUUUUUGUGGUGGUAAGCAUUACGCAAGUCUCAUUUGACAGAGUUGUAAGUGUGAAUUCGCUUUCCGCUUCACUAGCCUGGUCUGAAUUUUGAUUGGACAAGCCCUAAAACGAGUAUGGGUGCUAAUCGCUGCUACCACUAAACGCUCCAUACUCCAUCUCGUGCGAAAAACGCAUGCGCUGAAAAGAGGCGGGCAUCAAGUGUGAUGGUGGACUCCCAAUUACGCAACCGCAUCGAAAAGGACGCUUUGUUUUACGGACCAUCGCGAACAUUUGGCGCGUACUGCUGGGCGGAAGAUGGAGAACGGAAUGAAGAUGAUCUUUUAUGAAGAAUAUUUUAUAUUGCAUGUGGUAAGUGUACAGCCUACUGCUAGUUCCGUAGACCUCUACCUAGAAAAUGUUUUCUUGCCCUAAUACGUAAAAUAAUGAUGUUUCAGGGUACCCGCUAUUUUAUGCUCAACGGUAUACUAGUCGUUCCAGAAGGUGCGUGCACUUUUUGUCGUGGGCCGCACUGUGCACAAAAUUGCCUUCUUGCGGGGUGCAUUUGACCUUUUGCACCGUGCAAUUGCAAUGUCGCAGCGACGCAGGCUUUUCUCAACGGAGCCGGCGCGAAUUUUUAGAAAUUGCACAGUGCAAAAUGUUUCGAAAAGGAUCGCGUCGCGCGGGGAACACGAAACUUGCACUGUGCGGUCCGAAAAAAAGGCGGAAAAAGGUGCACGCACUUUCUGGAACGACUAGUAGCAAUUUCUGCAAAACUCGCUGUCAUGCUUUUUUUCUUAGCGUUCUAUUCACUUUUCAAGCGCUUUAAGUGUUGUUUUGCUCUUGGCAUCAUAAGCCUGACGAUGAUUGUGAGUUAUGUUACAGUGGGGGACCUGAUCCAGUGGCAAAAAACAUACCAUUUUGCAUCCGGGAAGUAUCAAAAAUGUGGCAAAAUACCUCCCUCUUCAAGUGAAAAAACUCAGAUUUUAAAAUCAAGUUUUUUCACUUGGAGAGUGAAGCAGUUUGCCACAUUUUCGAUGCUUCCCGGAUGCAAAAUGGUACGUUUUUUGCCACUGGAUCAGGUCCGUCACUGUACAUUGAUGAAAAAAAACUGUAUCGCGAUACAGUUUUUUUGAAAUUCAUAUUUUUAUUUCAUUCUCUCUUAAGAUGUGGUGUUGUUGUUUGCGAUGAUAUACAAUGGUCGUUUUACGGGGUUUGCCGACCUGAUGUAGGUGACUAUGACUUACAAUGUCUAGUGUAAAAGAAAUUUGCUUCAAUACAAGACCUUGAAUAAGGAACAAUAACUUUAUGUCUGUCCCGCGUUCUUGAGUCACAAAAUUUGGGGCGAAGACAAUUUAUUUUCAGCUAUUAAAACCUUGCCCAUAGGGAUGUUAUUGAAGACUUUUGAAUCAAGAAAAACAAUGCGGGAUUCUAGAGAAGUAAGAUUUAAUUUUUGAAGUCUAGCUUCAUACGGAAGAUAGCAGCCGAAGGACCGCCUCAACAGUUCUAGUGACAAGUUUUUGAAGUGAUUCAAGUUUUUUAUUAUAAUAUCUUUAAUAAGGAAAGCUUUGAAUAAAGAAGAUUUUGAUUCCAAGAAGAUAUUAGACUGAAUCAAUUUUUUUGAUGACAAUUAUAAUAUAAUAAUAAUAUAUUCUGAUACAAAAAGGAUAGCCGGAAACUGCGACAAUUACAAGAUAUUUUCAAAUUACAGAGAACCUCUGGGGACGCCUGGUCUCCGGCAAAGCCACGUCCUCUUAACAGAGCUCAAGCAAGAGACUGGAACGGCACAGAUAUUCAGGAGUAGCCAGAGGGAAAUCUAAGGUGUAAGGUGUAAAUUUGCAAUAUCUUUAUUGUCUCGCCAGACGUUGGUUGGCAAAUGAUGAGGCCACGUAAUUGGGAAUUUCCCUGGUAAUUUUCGUCUAACAACACACCAGGAGACCCUUCAUUCUUCAGUAUUCGCGACUUACGGCGCUGAGGUUCUGUGCUUCUCCUUAUCGCGCACAAGCUUUACAAUCUCGAGAUAUAAACUAACCAUCAACAAUAUAAAGAGUGAAUCUUACAAUCCGGACCGCAUAAGGCAUGAGCUACUUUAGUUAAAACUGUGGGUUUCCGGUCUCUUUAGACCGCGGCGAAUAUAUACUGAUACUUCUCCCUGAAGUAUCAGAGCUUACACGGCGUAGUGCAGUGGAAGGACAAUGAAAACCCCACACAAUACGUAGAAUCCCACAAUAAGUUUAGGGAACAAUAUUGUUAGAUUAGGCAAAUGGAUACCAGAAAGUUUACGCCCAGCCAUGUAAAAGGUGGUGGACGGUGACAGUACCACGAUCGAUUUAUUGUUAGCUUACGGUGUGUUCUGCUACUGUUUUUUUGAAAUUGACAUUUUUAUUUCGUUCUGUCUUGAGAUGUGAUUCUGUUGUUUGCUAUGAUAUACAAUGUUUUUUACGGUUCGUUUUCGUUUUUUUUUGUUUUGAUACACUUUACAAAUAAUAUCAGCAAUUUUUACGAUUUCUGUCGCUGCUUUUUCUGCUAAUUCCACUGCUACCAGAAUUUGAGUUGUUCUUCCCCGGCCGUAGCCCCGAGUUCAGAAACAUAUGUAUACCAGCUGAAUCAUUACGAUAUUUAUCAACAAACUUCAAGAAAAAACGGUCUAAUUACGGUGUAUAUUCGAUCGUAUAUUGCUAGAGCCUUUGACAAGUGUCUUUUUUUGUAGGGGAACUGCGUACUCCCAUAGCAAUAAACUACAAAGCACUUAUUUACGGUGUCCCCUCUUUUGAUGGUUUGCAGGUUUAUUUUACGGACUUAUACUCUCUGAAUGCUUCGUUUUAUAUCUAGAAAUUUAUAAAAAAAGCCUUGUAUCAUGUCAUCAUACUUCCGACUGUAGUACUAACACUUUUUACGUAUAUUUGCUAAAAUCUUGUUGGAGCAAAAGAGCAGUACUAUGCAUCUACGUCUUUGUAAAUGUCUCGUUUCUGAAAGCUUGAGUGUUCUGUGUUCCUUCUCCUUUACGAUGUAGCUUACGUCACGAUGAUAAUUAGUUUAUUUUACGGAUUCUGUCACUAUACGUACAAAGCAAGUUGUAAAAAUUUACGACUAUAUCAUAACUUGGCAUUGCUUAAUCGUAAAAAACUUGGUAUACUUUACGGCUUCGGUUAGCUUGAGUAAUCGUGCGAAAUGUCCGACACAUACCUAUUCGCCUGUUGGGUAUCCUUCUAGGUCUCUAGAAUUAUUACUGUGCAUUUUGUAGGUUGCAGAAUUUGCACAACUGUUGAAAGCGCCAAAGACACACCGGGCAACAGUGUUGUUGAGGUCAAAAAUCCGCAAUAAUUACGUUUAUUUAAUGGAUCAAUUUGUGUUUUCUCUCUUCCACUUCACUCUCCAGCACCGUCAAGUUGUCGGAAUGUCUUCCUUUACGGAGUGCAUUAUUCCUUGGUAAUUCAUUUCUUGCUCUGGGCAGUGCCGGUCUUCUGGACUAUAUUUUACGACAUUGCGGCAUAAAUGCACAUAGCAGUAUGGUAAUGUUAAGAUUUUUUUCCGAUUUACAGAACAGCUGAUGUCCUGUACGAUGUAUGUGUGGCUUUUUCUGCAAUUACCUUAUUUUGCAGACUAUAUUAUUCCUUGCUCUUAGUUCCCGUCUUCUGAAUAAUAUCUUACGAUGUUACGAGAAUGCUGUCGACGGAAUUCUUCCUCUCCGAGAAUGCUUUCUUUGGACUUGAUUGUCCCGAAGAUUAGUUUGGACUCCGUUUUCCAGACAAUUAAUGUGGCGAACUCGAAGUUCCGAAAUUUAUUCAAACCUCAAACUUGGGAUAACAAACCAUAUAAAAAACUGCACGAUAUAGACUCGGGAAUUAUACAUGGAAAUUACAAUAGACAAAAGUAUUAUUAUGCGAAUCAACCAUCGAAGACUUCGAACAGAAUUCAAAACAUCAAAGCAAAUAAACAGCUUCUUGGCCUGACGACAGCUGACACUUCAAGUGAACAGUCGCCGGCUCGAUGACGGCCCACUCUUCCAUUACCGCGUCCGUUUCGGCCUUCUUUUCUUUACGGCCGUUGCGUCCGUUGCUCCUUUAUGUAUCUCUUUUUCAGGUACUCAAUACACCGAUGUCAUUAUUUCAUAGACUUAGUUUGUUUAGCUCAAGUACUUCAAUUAUUCAAUCAAGAAUAGUUGUCUCAUCGCUUUAAUAAUCUCUUAUCUUCUCCGUCCUAUCGUUCCUUUCCUGUCCAGCCUCUUGCAGUGGGUGUGUUCUCAUCGUCUUACGAGUUUACGCACAUAAAUUUUAGCUGAUACCUCAACGCAAUUCUUACGUCGCAUAUCAGGGGAACUUUCUGGUUUAUUUACAAACAGCUAAUCGUAAGUUGUGGCCUUUUUUGUGCGUUCUCAAGGCAAUUUUUACAAGAUGGCACGUCUUAAAAGCGUUUCGAUUUCUUCCCAAACAGGAUAUUUGGAUAUUUUUGAUACAGAGCAUCCUACGACGCCCAGGACUCGUGUAUCGGCUUCGCUCAUGAGGCUGACCGCUGCAACAAGAAAUCAGUACUCUUCAGGAAACCCGCGUCCAACGCCGGAAACUCGGUUACGGAGCACCCCAGUACUGCCCGUGUGUACUCGUCCAAGAGGCCGGAGUCGAGCUAG